This is a messenger RNA of Procambarus clarkii (red swamp crayfish), 1248 nucleotides long. RefSeq names its product oplophorus-luciferin 2-monooxygenase non-catalytic subunit. Gene Ontology annotation, molecular function: protein binding. The record is from RefSeq and is a predicted model, not a curated record. Lineage: Eukaryota; Metazoa; Arthropoda; Malacostraca; Decapoda; Cambaridae.
GACGUUGAUAUACUUAUGGACGCCCCACCACGGACACCAGUCCACCCUCGCUCUCCUGCAGCACAAGAGCGGUCCAUACUCGUCCCGUACCUGUCGGACUCGUCCCGUACCUGUCGGACUCUGAGAACCAUGUUUGUGAGGUGUAGCUGGGUGGCGGCGGUGCUGGUGUUCACACUGUGUGCCGGGCAAGACCUCUUGCCGUGUCCUCCAGCCAGCCAAAUAGCCCCCUGCAUCUGCAGUGCCAUUAAUGAUAUUGAUAUGGACCUGGACUGCUCAGAUGUCGUCAGCAGUACCGAGCUGAGAGCCAUCUUUACCACCACACAAUUUCCUUUCACUCAUUUUAACAUCCUGAAAAUUAUUGGCAAUCAUAUCAUAUCACUGAGUGAAGGAGAUUUAGGCCCGACCAGCUACCGGGAAAUCUAUAUCACAGAAGGAGAUCUAACAACGAUUGGCCCUGGCGCUCUGUCAGGCAGCUACACGACACUCUCCUUGUUGCAUCUAUACAACAAUAGGAUCACAAGUUUUCCAUUUGGAGAAAUUACUUCAUUUAUAAAACUCGCCAGCUUGCGAUUACAAUACAAUGAAUUAGACGCGUUUCCAAUUAUAACAUCUGACACUUUGGAGUUACUGGAUCUUAGCAACAACCCAUUGGGAGGGAUUCCGUCGACAGCUCUGAGCGGCCUAACAGCGCUGGUUGAGAUCCAGCUGGAGGGAUGCAGCAUACCGACUAUCCCUACAGAUACGUUCACGGGGGUUAACACACUACAGGUCAUUAAUCUUAACAACAACUUAUUGAGCACCAUCCCAGCGGGAGCUGUGCACCUGGAGGAGGCUGACGGCACAGUCCUGCUCAAUAACAACUACAUAACAGACGUGGCAGUUGGCGCUUUGCAAGGAGUGACCGGGACGGUGAGCAUCACCAACAACCGGCUGCCCGAGCUCAACGACCCCGUGUGGCGUCCGCUCUUCGACGAUGGCAUCGUACUCUACGCAGCCAAUAACCCUCUGACGUGUGGCUGCGGCAUUGCCUGGCUGGUGGUGGAGUUCGACUACCAGACUCGGCUGGGUGAUGAUAUAACAUGUUCUGACGGAGAGUUGGUGGUGGACCUGGACCCUGACACUUAUAAUCAUUGUCGCUAACCACCUGUCCUGACUUCAUCAGUCGCAUGCACUUUUACAUUUUAAGUAAUAUGUGAAUUAUCAAAAUGUAUGGCUUUUAUAUGCAAAAAUAUAACUUUACACCCACUA